Protopolystoma xenopodis is the source of this 670-nucleotide messenger RNA. The record is from the annotation of a GenBank genome assembly. NCBI's taxonomy places the organism in Eukaryota, Metazoa, Platyhelminthes, Monogenea, Polystomatidea, Polystomatidae.
GUUGUCGGCCGAAUUGGAUAUGGUCAUUGAGAUCCGCUGCCAACUGGAGAGACUAUUCGAGCCAUUUACCGUGGUUCCGCUCUGUCAAUCUGGCAGCUGUCCCUGUCGCCAUAGCACAGGAUCACUAGGAGAGGUCACUUCUUCUGUCACUAGCAGCGGCAGCAACCUUAGUUCUGUACUCUCCAGCCUUCUUCCGAGUGGGCUUUCAUCUCCUCUCACUCCCUCAUCCUCUGUGCUCCCUUCGAUUCUUCCGGUCUCAAGUUCCGCAUCAAAUACCUCUGGAAUCCCGGCCACCGUUAAUACUACGACCUCAGCGACUGGUGACUCUGGCCAGCCAACCGUGUCCGAAGCUAUUGGAAAACGUCGUGGGCGUAAACCGACGUUACCUCUUUUGAACCCCGUGUCCGGCCAGCAGCCUACGACACUUCAAGCGGCUCCAAUGGCCAUGCAUUCUAACCACGAGCCCGGUUGCUAUGUCAUCCUGAGGCCUCCUCCCGGCUGCUCUGCCGCUUGGGCUGACCUUGCCCAUCCUGACACUCUGGUCAGCAUCACUUUUAAUAAUAGAUAUGAAGCUUUGGGCUAUAUUAUACUUUUUUUCGUUUUAAGUAGGUUUUCGAAACAUCCAGCAGAUUGGAUAUAUGACAAGUAUUCACACUAUUUUUUAAGUUGA